AACGCAAAGGAUGUCGUGGGGAAAACCGUACUCCACCAUUGUGCGAAGAACAAUUACUUACGCGCGGCAACGUUCCUACUCGAACAUGGUGCCGAUGUCAAUAUCGAUAGCCGGACUCCAGCGGAUCGUACUAGUAGCGGAUGUGGAUGCGGUAACGCAAGUGGACUUAAGUCUCUCCUUGGGUUUCUGACUGGUCGCCAAGAUAACGACAACGAGCAAUUCCAAGCAGGCAUGACACCCCUACACUACGCCGCCGAUCAUGGGAAUCUCGAGCUGAUAAAGCUCCUGAUCAGCAAAGGUGCGAAAGUUGACGCUUUCGAUAGAGAUUCUGGAACACCUCUGCAUAGGGCAAGCCAGUCAGGCCUGGACACUGUAAAGCUCUUGCUGCAGCAGGAGGGCACUGAAUCCUGUUUGAAAGUGGCCGACAGAUACGGCUACUUGCCGCUCCACAAUGCUGUAGCUUAUGGC
This is a messenger RNA of Lindgomyces ingoldianus, 468 nucleotides long. RefSeq names its product ankyrin. Gene Ontology annotation, molecular function: protein binding. The transcript has a single exon. The annotation marks the transcript as partial. The record is from RefSeq and is a predicted model, not a curated record. NCBI's taxonomy places the organism in Eukaryota, Fungi, Ascomycota, Dothideomycetes, Pleosporales, Lindgomycetaceae.